Messenger RNA from Ilex paraguariensis (yerba mate), 278 nucleotides. The record is from the annotation of a GenBank genome assembly. NCBI's taxonomy places the organism in Eukaryota, Viridiplantae, Streptophyta, Magnoliopsida, Aquifoliales, Aquifoliaceae.
GUUGCUUGUGAUCUUUCAUCCAAAAAUCACGGGCAGGCUCAGAUCUGUCUCCAUCGACGAAGCGCUCCUCAUCGAUGGCAAGUACGGCAUGUUUUAUGAUAGUCAGCAGGAACGACAUUCCCAUAUACGAAGCCGAAGUCGGCACUGCACCUAAAAGAUAUUUGGUUGUUUUUCUUAAUCCAUUAAUCUUACAUACGCGACUGAUGCUGCUUCAUGACUCUCGUAAUGAUGAUGGAAUCAAGAGCUUCUUCCAAGAGGUCCAUGAGCUAUAUAUAAAG